Molecule: messenger RNA, 901 nt
Organism: Linepithema humile (Argentine ant)
Lineage: Eukaryota; Metazoa; Arthropoda; Insecta; Hymenoptera; Formicidae
Source: RefSeq, a predicted model, not a curated record
GUGUAUUCGAUAAUUAAUAUUUAAUUAUGCGGUGAGAAAAUGAACUAGAAUAGUUGAUUCGGGGGAGAACAUUGAUCGAAAUGGUGACUGCAACGAGAGACCCUCGAGAUCGACCGACGGAGAUCGAAGUUGGCAAGCCGAGCCACACGGAACAGCUUACCAAAUGGAUAACCGAUGUGCGUUACAAGAAGCUGAAAUGCUACCGCAGCCCGAAGCGCGACUUCCGGGUGGAAGCCGUGCUGACCCGUACCUUGCACAAGGCUGAAUACGAGCUGCGGGUCAAACAGUUAUCCAGGAUGCACCGAUGGCGGCGGUUGAGAAAGCAGCUUCUCAAGGGAGUGGAGUACGGCAGUUGCGGCUUGUACAAUGCGGCUGAACGAGAGUUCAUAAAGUGUAAGAAGAAUUCUUCCACGAAGGAGAACAAUCCUUGGGGAGGAAACCUGUGCGAAGACCUCAGCAGCUUGGAUGAGUUCCUGCAUCAGCUCGGCACAGUGAAGUCGGUCGUGCGGCGGUGACUAGAUUUGGAAGACUUAUCCCAAUUACUGAAGCGCAAAGUCCAAAGAGAUUCAUGUGGCAAUAAAACCUUGAAUCCUCUACGGCUAGACUUAUCCAAAUCCGCAAGAAACCUUGCGUCACCGUCCACAACGGAACAAAGAGUAGGGGGAAGCACUUUGCUCAAAAUGGACGAAAACUUUUGGACCGGUUCAGUUUUUACGGAAAGCGACGGAGCACCAUGGAAGCUGUGUUCUCAUGUCGGCGACUUCGACAUGAACUUUUAGGAAGACGUUUUUGCAAUUAGCGAAGAUCCAUCCGGAAGCCUUUAACAGAAUAUUUUGGAGAAUGCUUAAGCGGCACUUUGCAGCCUCAUCGUUACCCUGAUAUAUAUCUGGGUGUUUUUUAC